Molecule: messenger RNA, 1008 nt
Organism: Dermatophagoides pteronyssinus (European house dust mite)
Lineage: Eukaryota; Metazoa; Arthropoda; Arachnida; Sarcoptiformes; Pyroglyphidae
Source: RefSeq, a predicted model, not a curated record
AAAAAUCAAAACGAAAUUCUCAUCAAUAAUCAACCAACAAUGGCAAACAAAAGUCAUCAAACAUGGUUGGCCAUAAUUAAUUUUCUAUUAUUAUUAAUCAUUUGUUUAUGGCCAAUAACAAUAAUAUUAGGUCAACGACCAAAUCCACGGCAAAAAUUUUUACCACCACGUUUUGAUCCAAGAUUACAGACAACAUCAACAACAUCGACAACAACAACCGAAUCAUCAAAUAUACAAUUGAUAACUGGAUUACCGAUACCGGUACCACCUUAUAUACCACCACCUUCUCCACCAACAUCACCAGUAUCUCCACCACCAGCACCACCAAGAAGAUUAGGACAUGCUGAACAUCGACCAAAAGUAACUGAAAUAUUUCGUUCACCAUUAAAUCUUAUUUGGAAUUGUAAACUAAAUCGACAACCAUGUGAUCUAAAGAAUGGAAUAAAUUUUAUUCCAUUUGAAACUGAUGAUAAACGUAAUCGUUUUGGUAGUGAAACAUUUGUUGCAAAUUUAGUUGAAGCAGCACAAAUUAUUGAUGGUCGUAUGGAGCAAAAAAAUCCAAAACUAUCGUUUAAAGCAUCACGAUUAUGGACAAAAAAUUAUUUUCCAGCUAGAUUUCGUAAUGCAUGUUUAUUUUUAAGUUAUUCAAUGUUAGGAAAUUAUCGUAAACAAUUAUAUAUUAUGCAACGUAAUGCAGAAGAUGUUUGUGUUUAUUCGGCUGAACAUUAUGGUCAACAACAAUCAUAUGCAAUCAGUACUGGUCAAUCAUCAUCAUCAAUCAAUCAACAAAGAUGGAUUGAUGCUGAAAUACAACUGGAUCUUAAAUAUGGUGAUGCACGUUUUGUAUUGGAUUUUGAAUAUGAUUUACCGGCAACAAUAAAUUAUCAAUCAAUGGGUUCAGUUGAAAUAAGAAAUUUUAGCAUUGCAUAUGGUAAUUGUUUACGUAAUGAUGGUAAUGAAUGUGAUUCAUUACAUGAUAUUACACAACCUUAGUUGUUUUUUAUUGCU